This is a messenger RNA of Mycena indigotica, 1530 nucleotides long. RefSeq lists its product as uncharacterized. Lineage: Eukaryota; Fungi; Basidiomycota; Agaricomycetes; Agaricales; Mycenaceae. The transcript is spliced from 7 exons. The coding region runs from base 1 to 1530 and encodes 509 amino acids. Gene Ontology annotation, molecular function: UDP-glycosyltransferase activity. The record is from RefSeq and is a predicted model, not a curated record.
AUGUCGAUGCAUCACACAGUUACGCUGCUCCCCCCAAUGUGGGGGCAUACCGUUGGGUACCUUCACCUCGUUGUUCAGCUCCUCAAUGCAGAACCAACGCUGGUUAUGACCAUCGUCCAACACAAACUCAUGGUCCCUAACAUGGAGAAGGAGCUGUCUGCUUGCAAGUACGAUACCAAGCGUCUACGACUUAUUGGUGUGGGCGACGAGCAUGUCAAAUUCGACCCCAAUUCGUUUGAGGUCCCCUUCACGCAAUUACUGAUGGGUUGGAUGGCGACGAUUCCCGUGCUUGUCGCGGGUAGUCUGGAAUGGCCGUCGCCCCAAACCAUACAUUUCGACUUCACGGUCGGCGGACCUGUUUUUGCGCCAACGAAAGCGAUAGUCGGCCCAGAUGUCAAGACCGUUUUGUGGUACUGCUCAAACGGAGCAGCCAUGUAUGUCAGCGUCAGCGAAUACGACUUUGCGGCAAUCUUUGAUAAGAUUUGGGUCGAUGAGAAAGCGCGCGCCGGCCGCAGCAAGGAAGAACUCCAGCUCGAUAUUUGCGAGGCCUGUAAUGGCUCUGAUAAACUGACUGGCGAAGUCGUGAAGAUUCUUGGGGUGCCAGACAUGUAUGACUACGAGCGUAUUUCGCUGGCUGCCGGGCCGCCAGUCUGGCAUUGGCCUAUCCUGACUUCAGGACAAACACUUGCCAAGGGCGUCGACGGCUUUAUCGCAGCAACAGGGGCCUAUAUAGAACCUGUCGGUGUGCCUUUCUUGCAAGACUAUUACCAGAAGCGCGGCCAAACAUUCUUCACUGUGGGACCGCAGACUCACGACAAAUAUUUCAAAGAAGACCCUCCCCACGAGCCAAUCACCAACGAGGUGGUUCGAACUUUCUUGGACUCUGCCUACGCCACACAUGGCGAGAACUCCGUCCUGUAUAUUUCCUUUGGGUCACUCUUCUUCCCUGUAGCCAACACAAAACACGUCGAAGCCCUCAUUGACAUACUACUUGUUACUGAACCCGCCUUCCCCUUCGUCUUCGCUCUCGGCAGUAAUCUAGGGCAGACUGGUCUCUCCCAAGAGUUCAUCGACCGCGUCAAUGCCAGCGGCAAGGGCCUCAUUGCGACCUACUGGGUUGAGCAGCGCGCUAUCCUACAACAUCAGGCCGUGGGCUGGUUCCUGACCCAUGGUGGCUUCAACUCGAUAACAGAGGCCUUAACUCUCGGUAUGCCAAUGAUCAUCUGGCCUGCGGGUGCCGAGCAGCCCGGAAACGCGGCAUAUUUCUCGUCUGAACCCCAUCCAGUCGCAUUUGAGUUCAUGCAGAUUCGCACUGCAGCUCAAAUCGGGCCCUCGCUGAGAUUUGGCGAUAAACUCAACAUUACAGGCACCAUCGAAGACGCAAUCCAGGAGUUUGAGAUGGUUCUGGGAGAGGCAAGAGGGGAGAAAGGAAUGAUGCUACGUGCGCAUGCCCAAGGUGCCGCUAAAUUGCUUAGGUAUGGUCGUGGUGCGGAGGCUGCGGCUGAGAUCAAACGAUUAGCUAUUUUUUGA